AUGGCGUUUAGAGGUACAUCUGAUAAAUUAUUUCAACCAAAUAAUGAAAAUUGUUUAGGCUUAGUUCAACUUCUUGGUAAGUACGAUGAUGUAAUGGCAGAACAUUUAAGUCAAAUAUCUAAAAAAUCGAAUAGAAAACAUUACUGCAGUCAUGAAAUUCAAGAUCAAUUGAUAAACUUAAUGGCUAAUAAUGUUCGUGAUACUAUUAUAGCUAAUCUUCAUGAUGCAAAAUAUUAUUCAAUUAUUACAGAUUGUACACCAGAUAUAAGUAAAUCAGAACAAAUGUCAUUCACUGUUCGUUUUGUCGAGAAAGUUGGAAAUAGCAUAAUUAUAAAAGAACAUUUCAUUGGUUUUAAAACUGCUACUGAUUCUACCGGAUUAGGUCUUUCACAGCUUAUGUUGCAAACACUCAAGGAUAACAAUAUUGAAUUUACCGACUGCAGAGGACAAGGAUAUGAUAAUGGGGCCAACAUGAAAGGAAAAAUCAAGGAGUUCAGGCAAAAUUAUUAA
Messenger RNA from Macrosiphum euphorbiae (potato aphid), 510 nucleotides. The record is from the annotation of a GenBank genome assembly. NCBI's taxonomy places the organism in Eukaryota, Metazoa, Arthropoda, Insecta, Hemiptera, Aphididae.